Messenger RNA from Aspergillus novofumigatus IBT 16806, 2971 nucleotides. Its product is annotated as ATP-dependent Clp protease ATP-binding subunit. The transcript has a single exon. Gene Ontology annotation, cellular component: cytoplasm; cytosol. The record is from RefSeq and is a predicted model, not a curated record. The coding region runs from base 29 to 2812 and encodes 927 amino acids. NCBI's taxonomy places the organism in Eukaryota, Fungi, Ascomycota, Eurotiomycetes, Eurotiales, Aspergillaceae. Gene Ontology annotation, biological process: cellular response to heat. Gene Ontology annotation, molecular function: ATP hydrolysis activity; ATP binding.
AUUACCUGACACUCAAGUCCGUUUCGCAAUGAACGGUGCUCAAUUUACAGACAGAGCCAACAAGGCGUUAUUGGACUCGAGCCAUCUGGCCGAGCAAUACGCCCAUUCUCAGAUCCUCCCUAUUCACCUCGCUCUUGCUCUCCUCAAUCCUCCACCAGAUGACUCGAAAGAUCAACAAACUGCCGCACAUCCCUCUCACGACUCUUCCACCGCUCCUCUCUUCCGUCAGGUAGUCGAGCGCGCCCAUGGCGACCCUCAGCUCCUCGAGCGUUCCCUCAUGAAGCUACUUGUCCGGUUACCGAGUCAAGAUCCUCCUCCCGACACAGUGAGCGUCUCACCAGCCCUCGCCAAAGUCAUUCGUUCUUCGACCGAGCUGUCAAAGACGCAAAAGGACAGCUACGUUGCCAUUGACCACCUCAUCCUCUCGGUCGUUCAAGAUUCUCAGGUGCAGCGGGCACUGGCGGAUGCAAAUAUCCCCAAUGUCAAGCUGAUCGAUACAGCGGUACAACAAAUCCGUGGUACACGGCGGGUAGAUUCCAAGACCGCCGACGCCGAGGGCGAGAAUGAGAACCUCAAGAAGUUCACCAUCGACAUGACCGCUCUGGCCAGAGAGGGCAAGAUCGACCCCGUCAUUGGUCGUGAGGAGGAGAUUCGUCGAGUCAUCCGGAUUCUCAGUCGACGGACCAAGAACAACCCGGUGCUGAUCGGUGAGCCCGGUGUCGGUAAGACCACCAUUGUCGAAGGUCUGGCUCGUCGUAUCGUGAACGCCGAUGUUCCGGCCAAUCUGGCCCAGUGCAGGCUGCUUUCCCUCGACGUCGGCUCGUUGGUCGCUGGUAGCAAGUACCGGGGUGAGUUCGAAGAGAGAAUGAAGGGCGUUCUCAAGGAGAUCGAAGAAUCCAAGGACACGAUUGUCUUAUUCGUCGACGAGAUCCAUCUUCUCAUGGGUGCAGGCUCAAGCGGCGAGGGAGGUAUGGAUGCCGCCAAUCUGCUGAAGCCCAUGCUCGCUCGUGGUCAGUUGCACUGUAUCGGUGCGACCACGCUCGGCGAAUACCGCAAGUACAUCGAGAAAGACCAAGCGUUCGAACGACGAUUCCAACAGGUCCUGGUCAAGGAACCUACCGUCUCUGAAACCAUCUCCAUCCUCCGUGGUCUAAAGGAAAAGUACGAAGUACACCAUGGUGUCAACAUUCUCGACGGUGCUAUCGUUGCCGCGGCCGAAUUGGCUGCCAGAUAUCUCACUGCUCGCCGACUUCCUGACUCGGCCGUCGAUCUCAUCGAUGAGGCGGCUGCCGCUGUCAGAGUGACCCGCGAGUCGGAGCCCGAGGCCCUGGACAACCUCGAGAGACGACUCCGCCAGCUGCAGAUUGAAAUUCAUGCUCUCGAGCGGGAAAAGGACGAUGCGUCCAAGGCCCGGUUGGAAGCAGCCAAGCAAGAAGCAGCCAAUGUGACGGAAGAAUUGCGACCUUUGCGCGAGAAGUACGAAAGCGAGAAGCAGCGCAGCAAGGCGAUCCAAGAUGCCAAGAUCAAGCUCGACUCACUCAAGGUCAAGAGAGACGAGGCGGAGCGGUCCGGCGACACCCAGACGGCUGCCGAUCUGGAGUACUUUGCCAUUCCCGAAACCAAGGCCUUGAUCGAGCGACUCGAGGCCGACCGCAUCAAGGCGGACGAGGAACGUCGUGCUCGAAAUGGCGAUCAUGGCGAGGCCCUGCUUGCCGACGCGGUCGGGCCCGAUCAGAUCAACGAGAUCGUCGCCCGUUGGACUGGUAUUCCUGUCACCCGACUCAAGACCACCGAGAAGGACAAGUUGUUGCACAUGGAGAAGUACCUUGGCAAGAUCGUUGUUGGCCAGAAGGAAGCCGUCGCUUCGGUCUCCAAUGCCAUUCGGCUGCAACGGUCCGGUCUCAGCAACCCCAACUCGCCUCCAAGCUUCCUCUUCUGCGGUCCCUCCGGUACCGGUAAGACUCUCUUGACCAAGGCACUUGCCGAGUUCCUCUUCGACGAUCCCAAGGCCAUGAUCCGGUUCGACAUGUCUGAGUACCAGGAGCGGCACUCGCUGAGCCGGAUGAUCGGUGCUCCUCCCGGCUACGUUGGACACGACGCUGGCGGUCAGCUGACCGAGAGUCUGCGCCGUCGGCCCUUCUCCAUCCUGCUGUUCGACGAAGUCGAAAAAGCAGCCAAGGAGGUCCUCACCGUUCUCCUGCAGCUCAUGGACGACGGUCGGAUCACCGACGGCCAGGGCAGAAUCGUCGACGCCAAGAACUGCAUUGUCGUCAUGACCUCCAACCUGGGAGCCGAGUUCCUCUCGCGCCCAACCACCAAGGACGGCCGCAUUGACCCUCAGACCCGCGAGCUGGUCAUGGGCGCUCUCCGCGACUAUUUCCUGCCCGAGUUCCUGAACCGUAUCUCCAGCACCGUCAUCUUCAACCGGCUCACCAGGAAGGAGAUCCGCAAGAUCGUCGACCUGCGCCUUAACGAGGUGCAGCGCCGUCUCGAGCAGAACAACCGCAACGUCACCAUCCAGUGCACCGAGGAAGUCAAAGACUAUCUCGGCGAAGCAGGGUACUCGCCAGCGUACGGUGCCCGUCCUCUGGCGCGGAUCAUCGAGCGCGAGGUCCUCAACAAACUCGCCGUUCUCAUCCUGCGUGGAAGUAUCCAGGACGGCGAGGUCGCGCGGGUGGUCAUGCGCGAGGGGCGCAUUGACGUGCUGCCGAACCACGAGGUUGAAAUGGAGGAAGAUGAGGAAAUGGUGGAUGAGGAUGACGCGCUGGCUGAGAUCGAGGAUGGAAGUGGUGAUAUGGAUCUUUACGAGUAAAGCUUUUGCAAAAGUGUUUCCUUGAAUUCACGAUAAAACGAGUGAUGAGCUACGACUUGCUUUUGUCAUUUAUUGGCGUUAUAGGUUGAUAUGGUUUUGUCUACAUGCAUGAUAGUCUACAGACUUGUACAUAGUGAUGAUAAUCCUGAGUAUAUUUUA